This is a messenger RNA of Prosopis cineraria, 3163 nucleotides long. RefSeq lists its product as uncharacterized. Gene Ontology annotation, biological process: regulation of DNA-templated transcription. Gene Ontology annotation, cellular component: nucleus. The record is from RefSeq and is a predicted model, not a curated record. Bases 1 to 2973 code for a protein of 990 amino acids. Gene Ontology annotation, molecular function: sequence-specific DNA binding; DNA-binding transcription factor activity; protein binding. NCBI's taxonomy places the organism in Eukaryota, Viridiplantae, Streptophyta, Magnoliopsida, Fabales, Fabaceae. The transcript is spliced from 15 exons.
AUGUCAACAGCUUCAGCUUCUAAAGUCCAGGGAGACUAUUCUCCCAAGUAUGAUCUACGAAAAAUAUGUAGUGAUUUUGUUGGAUGGGGAUGGUCAGAAGACUAUAGAUCUGCGAAAAGUGAGUUUGCCUGCAGACACAUGCAAAAAGCUGGUUUUUUCAUCCAGUGUCAUCCAGAAAAUUGCAAUGCGUAUAGUUCAAGAAUGUGGUGGGAUUUUUUGGCCACUGUCCUUGUGGCAAAGUCGUUGAAGAACGAGGAAGAUGUCAAGCUUUGGAAACUUGCACUCCACAAGUUGCGUUUCCUUAACCCUGGUAUAUGCAUUCAGGGGUUAACAGAUGAUCAAGAAGCUGUGCAUAAGUUGAGAGAGCUUGUAGAACGCUUUAUCUUACUAAACAAUCAAUUAAAUGAUAAGUAUGUCAAGUUGCCAGAAGACAUACAUGCUAUUUUGCAUUCACUGAAUACCAUGACCCCUUGGUUCAUGAAAAAAUCUGGGUUGGGAUUGACUGAGCCGCCAAAUGAUGAGCUCUGGCAUAGUGUUGUACAUAUGGAACUUGCAAACAAUAAACUGUCUGAGCUGCCUUUGUCACCAAACUGCCCUGAACUCAAAGUUUUAUUGCUUCAGGGAAAUGCUGAUCUAACAAGAAUUCCAAAUAUGUUUUUCUUUAAGAUGCCCUUACUUUGUAUCUUGGACUUAUCUUACACUAGCGUACGAGAACUACCAGAUUCUCUGUUUGAGUUGGAGCAGCUCAUUGCACUAUAUAUGAAAGGUUGUAAAUGCUUCAUGAAAUUAUCGCCAAAGAUUGGGAAAUUGAAGAAACUUGAAAAGCUUGAUCUUGAUGGAACUCAAAUCACCCAUAUGCCAAAAGAGAUGCAAGAGUUGACGAAUCUUCAAAGCUUGUUCAUUUGCUUCUAUGAAUAUCGUGGCAAGAAAAACAAGCGAUAUACACAGUCAACAAUUAUUCCAUCCGAGGUAAUCUCAAAACUUAAGGGGCUGAACCAUUUAAGUAUUGAUGUAAACCCUGAUGAUGAGCAGUGGUAUGAGAAUGUACGAGACAUUCUUCCAGAAAUAUUGGGAUUAGGGCAUUUGCUGACUCUUAGCUUAUAUAUCCCACAUCUAGAACUUUUGAAGUUCAUACCUGACAGUGUCUUUGAGGUUGAUUUUAGAUUUAUUGUUGGUAGGCAUAUGCAAAGGAUCAUAUCAAGCACACCAUCCACAUGUGAGGCAAAAUUUAAAGAGAGUGGUUGUAGCUUGAAGUUUGUGAAUGGUGAUGGCGUUCCUUAUGAAAUUAAAAGGCUAGUUGGGCACAGCAAGGCCUUAUUUCUGGACAGACAUAAGACAAUCCAGAAUCUAUCGGAAUUUAAAAUGAUGAAUUUAGAACAGUUGCGUGUAUUUAUUUUGGCAGAAUGCAGAGAAAUGCAAACAGUUGUUGAUGCAAGACAAUCAAAUAGUGGUGAUGAUACUUUCUCACACUUGCUAUAUUUACACGUGUCGCACAUGAGGAGUUUAAGAAGCAUAUGGGAAGGGCCGACGCCACCUCGCAGCUUUUUUGGUCUAAACUUGGAAAAAAUGGCAAUUUAUGAUUGCCCAAAGCUCCAAAGCCUUUCUAAGAAGGAACUGUCAAGCCAAAAUCUGAAGCUCAUUAAAGGAGAAACCAAGUGGUGUGACACACUGCAAUGGAGCAAAGAAGAAUGGGGAAUAUCAUGCCGGCCAUCCAAGUUUGAUUGCAUCUUUUCAUUAAUUGAUAAUCAGAUUGACAUAAUGACUCAAUUCGGUAUAGAUGAUGAUAUUGAUGAUGGUGCAGAUAAGAGGCCAUUACUCCCUUUAUUUGAGCAUCCGAAGCAAAAUGCUGACAGAAUCAGCGGAAUUACUUUUUCAAUGUCUAAAAGAAUAUCUGAAGGUGAAGAAACUUUAGAUGAUGGGUACAAAUGGAGAACAUGUGGCCGAAAAGAAAUUCUUGGGUCCAAAAAUGAAAGCGAUUUCAACUGUGACAAAGGAGGUUGCUCUGCUGAAAAGCGACUCCAGAAAUCUGAAGAAGACCCAACCCUUGUUGAAAUCACUUACAAGGGAUGUCACACUUGCACACAGGCUUCUAGUGUAACAAAUUCGUCGAUGAAAAAUCAGGUUGACAUUAUGACUCAAUAUGGGAUUGAUGAUGAUGAUAUUGACAAUGGUCCAGUUAUCAUGAGACUAGGGGAUUCUACUUCAAAUCAUGUAACAAUGGCGAGAGAUAAGACACCAUUACAACCUUUAUUUGAGCACCCAAAGCAAAAUACCGACAGACUCAGCAGAAUGACUUUUCAAGUGUCAAAAAGAAUAUCUGAAGGUGAAAAUACUUUGGAUGAAUGGUACAAUUCAGGAGGUGAUGGACGAAAGAUGAGAGACCUAUGCAGUCAGAGAGGGUCAUCAUCAUCAAUGGAACCUUCAUGUCAGGUGGACAGUUGUGAGACUGAUCUCAGUGAGGCUAAGGGCUACCAUCGCCGCCACAAGGUCUGUGAGUUCCAUACCAAGGCUAGUUCUGUGCUAAUUUCAGGCUUGCAACACAGGUUUUGCCAACAAUGUAGCAGGUUUCACGAGCUGGCAGAAUUUGAUGACGCUAGGAGGAGCUGUAGAAGGCGUUUGGCUGCACACAACACCAGAAGAUUGAUACCAAGCCAAUGGACAAAGAAGCCUGAGUCUUUUGAUGAAUAUUGUUGGGACAUUCCUGGAGCCAAAUUUCCAAGAGAAUAUUUAAGAUGUACUCCCAGAAAAUAUCAGGAUUAUCUACCUACCAUACAACUGCAGAGAGAUGGUGAGGAGCCUUCCCUUAACAGUAUCGCCCAUCGUGGUCACCACACUUGCACACAAGGCUCCUGUUUAACAGAUUCAUCCAAGAAUAAUCAGGUUGAGUUAAUGACUCAAUUUGGGGUAGAUGAUGAUGAUACUUGCUAUCAUCCAGCGUUGCAGCCUUCUAGUAUGAGGAUCGUCGAGGAGUAAAAGCACAUUGCUAUCAGAAACAGCAGGAGAAGUGACCCUUGCACAAGAGCCUCCAGUGUACCAGAUUCUACUCUCACUCUCGUUGGAAAGGAGAGGACCAAGUCAGCCUCCAAGGCAGAUCUUGAGUCAUUGUCUUCUUUGGACGACUCUGCUUUGUCGAAAUGUGACAAGCACAGGUCAAUAUAUUUCA